AUGCUGCCAGGUGGAUUACCUCAACAGUUCCAGAUGCCCGAUAUGGAUUCACUGAGCGCGAUGAAUACGCCAAAACAAGCGGGUGCAGUGAAACGUCAGUACUCGUCGAAUGGCAAGAACUAUUGCGAUUUGUGUAACAAAGAGGUGUGUAACAAAUACUUCUUACGUACACAUAUGUUGAAAAUGCAUGGCAUAGUGAUCGAUGAGAAUAAGACGGUUAUUGCCAAUAUUGAUACGUUGGAAAAAGAGCGUAUGGGUACGCUAUCAUUUAGAUGUGAUAUCUGUCAUACGGAGCAUAAAUCACGACACCUCUUGCGACAACACAAGCAGGACGUUCAUGGUGUGGUGCCAUUGUCGACCCCGUCCAACAGAAAACCGUCAACGAUGUCGUCACCAGCAAUUGGUGGCAGUGGGGCCGUGGCAGGCGACGAGAAACUGGAGAAGUGUCCGCUGUGCGAACGGCGUAUGCCAGCGUCAAAUCUCACCAAUCAUAUCCAAGCUGAACAUACCGGAGGUGGUGGUAUGUCGUACGUGGACCCAAGCAGCGCUUCGCGGCAUGCCCUUCGUUGGAGGGAAUGCAAGUUCUGCCCGACAACGUUCAAAGAUCAAAUGGAGUUGCAUUUGCAUCAAAUUAAUCAACAUACCGUCGAGUUGUUGCAACAAUCACAGCAUGUCGACACUGUGAAAAAAGCGUCCGAUACGACCACGGUGGUGUUGCGAUGCCGGCGAUGUCAGUACUCGACUCGUGACCCAAGGAAUCUUGAGAUGCACGUUGAGCGACAUGAGCGGAUGAAUGAAGCGACACGGGAAUCCGGCGCUGAAAUCAACAGCGAUGCGGCUCUUCGAGCUACCACAGAAGCGGCGCUGAAGAUGAUGGUGGCUAAUCAGCUCGAUACGGAUACCGUCAAAUGCUCGCUGUGUGACGCAAGAUGUCCAGAUGAAGCCACACUGGAAGCCCAUUCGGCGGUCGCUCACAAUGGCCUGAAUUUGACGGUCAGAAAGGAGAAGAAGGAGGAGAAUGACGUCGAGACGGAAAAGAUCGCCAACGAGCGGAAUAGUCACACG
Messenger RNA from Cooperia oncophora, 1065 nucleotides. The record is from the annotation of a GenBank genome assembly. NCBI's taxonomy places the organism in Eukaryota, Metazoa, Nematoda, Chromadorea, Rhabditida, Trichostrongylidae.